CUUACGUAAAAUUAUGUCUCGUCGUUGCGGCCGCCUCGUCAAGUCAAAGACACGAGAUUUGAAACUCGUCGAAGGAUGAGAGGCCACUCAGCACCGCCCACGUGGCACAAUGCAGACAUCAACCGACCUCCCCCGCUCUCUCACAAUUUAUAUCGUCGCUGGCACGUCGAAGAAGCCGCCAUUGUUGCACCUGGGGAGAGCUCCUGCAAUCUGCCUCGUCUGACUAAAAAUAGUCGCGUAAGACUUUUCGGCCGCGUCCUGGAAGACAAGCAGUUCGCCGGAGCUCCGUCGCGAAGGACUGCUUCUCGUCGCGAUUCUCGACCAAUUUUGGCUCUCAGAUUCUUCGUUCAUCGUGAUCUCGACGAGCGUGAGAAGCUUCUUAUUCACAUACACACGCACUCUCUCUCUCUCUCGCGAGGAGUCUUCGCCCUCCGUCGUUCGUUCUUCAUUUUCAAAAUUUUCUUUCUGUCAAAAAGCUCGGAGAGGACGACGGCGCGGCGUGAGUUGCGUGCGGGACACGGUGGCGGUUCUUCGCUGGGGCGGGGUUCGCAAUUUGUGUGCUCGGGUUUGAACCGGAUCGGAUUGGUCUUUCUAGGAAAGUCAUUUGUUACGUCCGCCAUUGAAAAAUCUUUUGAUAGUCCAUAGCUCAGCUGGUGGGGCAUGGAACUCGAGAAUGAUGACCGGAGACGCAGACGAAGCAUGUCUCACGGCAGGACAAGCAGCAAUGGUUCUUCAUUGAGACGAGGCUCGUUGAGUUUGUCAAGUGUGUUCCCAAAUCAGAUGGAUGAUGACAUUGAAAGUGAGAGGGUUUCAGAGGCUGGCGAUAUUGGGGAUCGUGCUCUUAGCAGUAAGCGGUACAGUGAAAGUGGCAGUUUGCGUUUCUCUGCAGAUCAUGCUAUAGACAAUGGAAUAGUUUUUCCAACUCAAGAGGACACCCUGCUGUAUCCUAUUGGUUUUUGGUCUCGCGAUCUGUCGACUUUGAAUUCCGUCUCCCCUUUAUCACCCUUGGUGGAAGAGAUCAUAUCCCCUCUAUCAACUGAUGGAAUCUUGAGGCCCGUAGACAAAAAGGAUGAAGAGAAAGUGUUGCCUCAGUCAUUGGAGUACAUAUCAUGUCUUGUUCAUCUUGCUGUUUUUGGGAUUCUAGGGGUCUUAACAAGGUAUUUACUUCAAAAGCUAUUUGGCCCUGCAGUUGCUGGAGUGACAAGUGAUACAACUAUAUUAUACCUUGAUCUUCCUUCAAACAUGGUUGGUUCUUUUCUGAUGGGGUGGAUUGGUGUUGUUUUCAAGCGAGAUAUAUCCGAAGUCUCUGAUUUUCUAGCAAUUGGAUUGUCAACUGGUUAUUUGGGAAGCCUUACAACUUUUAGUGGUUGGGAUCAGAAGAUGCUUGACCUUAGUGUAGAUGGCAAGUGGCUGUUUUCAGUCCUCGGAUAUCUAAUUGGAUUGUUUCUUGCAGCCUAUUCAAUUGAAUUCGGGGUGGAGACAGCGAAGGGCUUCCGAUGGUUAAUGGAGAAGCACCCUGCAAAUUCUAGCAACGACCUAUCUGCAAAGAGCUGGAGAGUAAACUGCUGUAAGCAUCACUUGGCUAUGAUUCUGGUGAUGGUACUGUUGUUGGGGUCAUUAUGGGCUCUCAGUGCGAUAAUGCUGAAACGUGAGUUUGGAAAAGGAGGCAGUGAUGCUCAACUGUGGUUGGGUUGCGUCGUCGGGCCAGUCGGUGUUUGGAUCCGGUGGUUCGUAGCACGACUGAAUGGGCGUGGGCUAGGAAAGACUGGUCUUUUGAAAUGGGUUCCAUUUGGGACUCUGAUUGCCAAUGUCUCUGCAGCUUGUGUCAUGGCAGCUCUCUCUACUAUGAAGAAAGCAGUGAAUACCAAGAAUUGUGACACGGUUGCUACGGGCAUCCAAUUUGGACUUCUAGGCUGUCUGAGUACUGUGUCGACGUUCAUGGCCGAGUUCAAUGCAAUGAGGCAGAGCAAGCACCCUUGGCGAGCUUAUGCAUAUGCGAUUGCUACAAUAACCGUCUCCUUCGGCUUGGGAAUCCUGAUAUACAAUCUCCCUGUUUGGAUAAAAGGAUAUGAGUAAGCAUGUCGAGAUGGCCUCCUCCUACUUUACUUCGGACAACGCUUGAGGAACUUGAGAGGAGACCAGACCUGUGCAUAGACAAGACGAGAGAACUCCUCUGAGUUACACCACCUAAGAGUUUUUUCAUGGUGCUUUGAGGCAAGCUCCAUUAUACGGAAGCAUGCAUUUUACCCACCAUGGUCAAGUUUAGACCCUGCAUAUGUUUCAGCAGAUAGCAAAUUACAACUUACACGAAACCGAGGAGUUGUACUUCUCACUUGUAAUAUUUAUGGGAAGACUUUUGCCUAUGAUCCUUGAGAAGUAAGUCCUCCUAACAACAUCCGAAAGAAAAAGCUUAAUGUUGACGUAAU
Molecule: messenger RNA, 2426 nt
Organism: Rhodamnia argentea
Lineage: Eukaryota; Viridiplantae; Streptophyta; Magnoliopsida; Myrtales; Myrtaceae
Product: fluoride export protein 1-like
Exons: 7
Coding region: 661-2076 (471 amino acids)
Biological process (GO): fluoride transmembrane transport
Cellular component (GO): membrane
Molecular function (GO): fluoride transmembrane transporter activity
Source: RefSeq, a predicted model, not a curated record